Molecule: messenger RNA, 3189 nt
Organism: Neofelis nebulosa (Clouded leopard)
Lineage: Eukaryota; Metazoa; Chordata; Mammalia; Carnivora; Felidae
Gene: HSCB
Product: HscB mitochondrial iron-sulfur cluster cochaperone
Exons: 6
Coding region: 1-654 (217 amino acids)
Biological process (GO): protein complex oligomerization; [2Fe-2S] cluster assembly
Cellular component (GO): mitochondrion
Molecular function (GO): protein-folding chaperone binding; ATPase activator activity
Source: RefSeq, a predicted model, not a curated record
AUGUGGGGCGGAAGGACCGGCGCCUUGCUGCGGGUGUGGGGGCUGUGGCCCGCAGGGGUCCGCGGGCGGAGACCUCUAGGCUGCAAUGCUGCGUCUCUGGCCGGAAACAAUUCCCCCCAGUGUUGGAACUGCGGCGGCCCAGGAGUCCCCAAGCGGGGAGACGGGUUCUUCUGCCCACAGUGCCGCGCGCUGCAGCCACCUGACCUCACUCGAGAUUACUUCAGCCUCAUGGACUGCAACCGUGCCUUCGGAGUGGACACAGCGAAGCUCCAGAAUAGGUACCAGCAGCUACAGCGUCUUGUCCACCCUGAUUUCUUCAGCCAGAGGUCUCAGACUGAAAAAGACUUCUCAGAGAAGCAUGCGACCCUGGUGAAUGAUGCCUAUAAGACCCUCCUGGCCCCGCUGAGCAGGGGACUAUACCUUCUAAAGCUCCAUGGAGUAGAGAUUGCCGAAGGGACAGAUUAUGCAAUGGACCAACAAUUCCUCAUGGAAAUAAUGGAAAUCAAUGAAAAACUUGCAGAAGCUCAAAGUGAAGCUGCUAUGAAAGAGAUUGAAUCUAUUGUCAGAGCUAAACAGAAGGAAUUGAGUGACAAUGUGAGCAAAGCUUUUGAACAAGGCUCUCUUGUUGAUGUUGACCUGAGAAGCCACGUGUAGAUGCCUCAUCACCACGAUCAGUGCUCACCAUGACCAUGCCAAUGUCAAGAUGACCCAGUUAGUCAACUAAUAAUAAACAAGGAAAAAAGUGGACAGGAGACCUGGACUAAAGGAGACUCGAGAGACAAGGAAACCUAAUGCAGUGUUGAAUCAUGAUGCCAUCUAUAAAAAGACAUUUAGAGACACUUGGGAAAAUGUGAUUACAGAUUAGGUGAUUUUAUUUUUUAUAUAUAUUUUAAAAAUUCAUGUAUUUAUUUUGAAAGAAAGAGUGAGAGCAGGGGAGGGGCAGAGAGAGAGGGAGAAAGAGAGAAUCUCAAGCAGGCUCCACACUGUCAUCACAGAGUCCAAUGUGGGGCUUGAACUCACCAACUCCGAGAUCAUGACCUGAACCAAAAUCAAGAGUUGGACACUUAACCAACUGAGCCACCCAUGUGCCAUGGGUGUUUUUAAAGAAUUAUUACUUUUGUUAUGUGUGAUAAUAGCAUUUGGUUACUUUUCUCUCUUUUUUAAGCAUUUGUUAGAGAUAAACACUAAAACAUUCACAGAUAAAAUAUGACUCUGGGAUUUGAUUUAAAAUAAUCAUGAAAAACUCCCAUGACCUAAUACAGUAUUUCCUAUUUACAUAUCAUAUCCCCUUAUUAUCCUCAUAUGAACUUUUUUAUUUUUUAACUUUAGAGAGAGAGCGUACACAAGUCAGGAAGAGUGGCAGAGGGGGAGAGAGACAAUCCCAAGCAGGAGAGCCUGACACAGGGCUCAAUCCCUGACCCUGGGACCAUGACCCAAGCUGAAAUCAAGAGUCAGACGCUUAACUGACUGAGCCACCCAGGCACUCCUGUACACAUUUUUUUCAUACCUGUAGUCAAAAUAUAUCAAUACUUUUAUGAUCUGAACAUUUAUGAACAAAUGCUGCUUUUGAGAAGGCGCCCUUUGGUGGCUGGGUGGCUCAGUUGGUUAAGUGUCUCUUUGUUUCAGCUCAGGUCAUGAUCUUAUGGUUUGUGAGUUCAAGCCCCACGUCAGGCUCUAUGCUGACAGCACAGAGCCUGCUUAGGAUUGUCUCUCUUCUUCUCUCUCUGCCCCUCCCCUGCUCACACACACACACUCUCUCUCAAAAUAAAUAAAUAAACUUUAAAAAUAAGAUAAAGUAAAAAGUUCCAGUUAUUUUACCUCCAAAAGAUGCGUUUAUUCAGGAAUAAAAGAAAAUUGCAAUUUGGGUGAAAAAAGCUGCAGCAAAACCAUAGGCAAGUCCAGGGAACAAAAAGUCCCUUUUUAAGGAGAAAAGGGACAUGUCGUGGAGGCUGUUACAAACUAGAAGUCCAUUGGAGUAAACUGGGAGUUCGAAGUAUGGUGGCUUUUCAUUGGCUGAGCUGUUGCCUGAUAAGGAAAGCAUCUCUUCCUGGGCUGGAAUAGUAGAGUAGUAUCCACCUGCAAGAUCAAGUCUGGCUUUUCCUGUUGGGUUUGCAAUUGACUACAAGUAGUAGGGCAUGAGAGCUCCCCCUGCCAAACCCCCCCGACUUCAUUUUUUGGUGUGGUUUCCCAUUACUGAUUUUUCACACGACCCAUUUCCUAGUUCAUAGAUGGCCAUCUUUUUGCUGUGUCCUCACCUAAUGUGAGGGGCAAGGGAGUUUCUUUCAUAAGAGUAUUAAUCCCAUUCAUGAAGUCUCCACCCUCAUGACCUAAUCACCUCCCAGAAGCCCCAACUUCUAAUGCCACUACAUUAGGGGUUCAUAUUUCAACAUAUGAAUUUGGUGGUGGGGGGGUAGGGGUGGAGGGAAUAACACAAACAUUCAGUCCAUUGCACUUGUCAUAUUGAACGUAUUUAUUUCAAAAACAUUUAUCUGGGGUACCUGGCUGGCUUGGUGGGUGAAUCAUGCAACUCUUAAUCUCAAGGUUGUGAGUCUGAGCCCCACACUGGGUAGAGACUACUUAAAAAUGAAAAAAAAAAACCUUGGGGCAACUUGGUGGCUAGUUGGUUAAGUGUCCGGCUUUGGCUCAAGCCAUGAUCUCACAGUUCAUGAGUUUGAGCCCUGCAUCAGGCUCUGUGUGGACAGCUCAGAGCCUGGAGCCUGCUUUGGAUUCUGUGCCUCCCUCUCUCUCUGCCCCUCCCCUGCUCGUGUUCUGUCUCUGUCUCAAAAAUAAAUAAACAUUAAAAAAUUUUUUAAAUUAAAUAACAUUUAAAAAAUCUUAAGUAAAAACCAAAACCAUGUAUCCUUUGUCUGACUACAAAGUAACACAUAUUCCUUGGAAAAAAUAAAAGCUUAAAAUUUACACCCACAAAGUGCAAGUUCUGAUAACCCCACCCCUCAUGGGUCAUUGCCAUCAAGUUUGGUUUGGUAUCUUUUCUUCCAGAAGGGAUGAAGCUUAAUACUUUUGUAUUAAUAUCCUGUGAAGGUUGUUUCUUGCUAAGUUCUAUUAACUACUGUGAUUAAUUAUGUAGACAAAUUACUUAUCCUCUCUAAGCUUUAGUUUUAUCACCUUUAUAUAGAAUCAUACGUGUACCUGUGGCCCUGUUAUGAGAGUAAAAUGAGAAAAUGUGGA